CUCAUAAAUCAUCGAAGAAACGCAUCUGAUAUUUAUUGACCUUUGCUAUGGACUAUACAGCAACAUUUCACCAAGUAAUCUUAAAAACCCUUUGUUCUUAAAAGCAAAAAGGACUGAAAGUUAAGCCGGAAGCCGUGUAUAAAUUCAUUAUACAUUUGCGUUUCAGGAAAAAAGGAAGUAACGCGUGUGUCAUACAAAUCAUACGGCCGGAGGUGGGGAAGGACACGAACGUGCUGCCGAAAAACAACGGGAAAUGUUCAGAAUCUAUGCCGACAUGACUCACGAUCGAGGGACAGCAUAUAUGCUUUAAACUGAACUCUCCAAGCUAAGUGAAACAAGGUGCGAUGUCUCCCCAAAAGACGUUUCUGCUGAUCAAUGUUUUUAUCGUUUGUUUAAUUACAUGCGGAUUGUGGCUUGAUUGUGGACUGGGAUCUUGUAAUUCCGUGCACUCUUUCACACAGGCUAUUGGAAUCGCACACAACGAUGUAUUUAGACCGCGCGUAAAACCAGUACUCUACGAUCCAUCGGUUGGUGAUACAGGACUUGUCUGCCCCGUGGGGAAAGGUACUGGCCCAGUGAGUCAUCUCACAGAUGCGAUACAACCAAGCCCGCCCUCCAACGUACGAUGGACAACGGUGGAGAAUCUGACAAGUGCCAAGUACAGCGACAAUAAAAUCUGUAAUGCAAAAAAGGUAUACUUCCUACAUGAUCAGCUCGAGUUGCUAAUCCAGGCCCGCGAUGGACGGAGACGGCUGAAACAAUAUGGUGGUGAUUACUUCCGGGCUAAGAUAUUCACUAAGAAUUCAACGUUCUCUGCGAGUUCUGCAACGGAUGGAGAAGUGAUCGAUCUAGGAGAUGGGACCUACAGGGCUCUCUUCACUCUGAAAUGGCCCGGGAAGGUCAACGUCAAGGUGACCUUGGUUCAUCCCAGUGAAGCGGUCGAUGUGAUUCGACGUUUCCGCGACGCAGCUCCAGCGCGGUUCGUUUACCGCGGCAAGUUUGUGUCCGCAGACGGUACGCACAAAGAAGAGACUUUCUGCAACAUUGUACUUUCUGGUAAUCCGCCUGACCUAUGCAACUUUACCGAUAACGCUACGGGAUCUCCCUGGUUUUGCUACAAGCCCAAAUCACCGAAACUGAAGUGCAGCGACUGGCGGGAACAUCGAUGUGACUCCGGCGCCGCUAACCGGUCUGAUGCAUCGCUUUUAUCAUCACAUGACAAGUUAACCUUGAUUCCAAAAAGUGAUCUUCCGACGAGAAUUCAAGUCGAAGUCCGAGGAACGAUCAGAAAUUCAUCUGAACCAAAAUCGGCAUCAGAUAAUGCGACCACAGAAGUUAUAAAUCUUCCCAUUUGUACAAAUGGAUGCAAUAUUGGAAACCUCCUCACCUCUGGCUACUAUUUCCGCGACAUUUGGUACAAUCCAUCCUGCAGAAUUCUCAAUUUCCCGCUCGACGAAAUGCGAAAUUGUGUCUCAGGGAAGAAGCUGUAUUUCUUGGGAGAUUCGACAAUCCGCCAGCUCUUCGAGUUCUAUCUGGAGCGACUUGGACCAGGAUUAAAGAAGACGCAAUCUGGUCCAGAACCACGAUGGCACGUAGGUCCAACGCGUGCGUUAGACCAGGUCUUCAACAUCAGUAUGAUGUUUCGUUUCCAUGCGUACCCAAUAGGGAGGAACUCAUGGGCCACAGUGAAGGACAUCCACUACAUAGCGAACGAAGUUGACAGCAUUGUUGGUGAUGAAAAUUCGGUGGUCGUAAUCUCACUGUGGUCCCAUUUCACCCACGAACCGGAGUGGUUUUUCGUGCAACGAAUGCGAACAAUUAUGGCGGCCGUUGCGCGUCUUCGGGAGCGCAGUCCGUCCACGCUUGUGGUCUUCAAGGGUGCGAACACGCGCGAACAUAAUACCGCAAACCAACGUCUGUAUAACUCUGAUUGGCUGGCGAGACGUAUGGAAUACAUUAUACGGAGAGAAAUUGCCGAAAACUUGGCUUUCAUGGACUCUUGGAGCAUGUCAAGUGCGCAAUUAAUCGCGGACAAUGUACAUCCAGGAGGUUCACAUGUUAAAAACCUAAGUAAUCAGUUAUUAACAUUCAUGUGUGGUAGGCCUACAUAGGAAUUCAUAUUUAACCUCACUAUGCAAGUAUCUUGCAAUUUUCAUAAUUAUUGUUCGUAGAGACGGGUAUAGCCCGAAGGUCUUUGUCAAAUAUAAAUACUGUAAGCAUGCGACCAAGAAAACGCGUUUAAAUGGGUGUUUUUUUAUAUAUAUAUUUUGGCUUCAGUAGAAAUCUUCAUUUAGGGGUUGUCUGGAAAACGUGUGGUCACGCAUGCUUCCAGUAUUUAUACAUGAAUAAGACCCAUUGGGGCGUCAUUUUGUCUGACGUAUAGGCCUAGGUCUACGCCAGUAACUGCAUGGUACGGCACUUAACACAUUCUCUUAAAUGAUUCUUUGAUAUUCAUUUUGAACUUUUUAUUAUCAUGUCCAAAAUAUGAAAGACAACGAAGGAGAAUGCAUAGAGCACUUAAAACCCAAAAUCCAAAUUUAAGUCACUUACUAGGAAAUGAGGAAUAUAAUUAUAGGAAAGGUGGUAGCUUUUUUAAAAGGCAGUGGAAGGUACAAUGAACUGUGAUGCUCAGCUAUAAACAAACAUUAAUUACGUAUUAAUUAAGUAUUAAUCGAGUAUUAGUUACGUUUUGCUAUAUUAACUAUAUUAUCUAUUAGUGACAGUGGUACUAUCCUCGGUAUAAAUUGCUUCAUUGUAUAAAUUGUAUAAUUGCUUCAUUAUACGGAGAGAGGUUUUAAACUUCCUUCCUUUCUAAUGAAUUCUUUAAAAUAACAAGCCGAAUAACAAUACAGAAACUAACAAUCUACUGACAUUGUUAAUUGCACAACACAACGCCACUAGGCCAUCGUCGAUCCAACAGUAAAAGUAUUAAGAGAGGACCAGUAACUACGCCCUGUCACAUUGCCUGGCGGAAAUCAUCGAAUGACGAUGGAAACGCCAUUAAUCGCAACAACAACAACAACAACAACAUCUUUCACUAACAUGAAUGGAAGUAAAAAGGUCAAAAAAUAUUUUUAACACCUUUCCUUGAGCUCAAUCUUAUCUUUGAUUAAAUCUAGUAAUUGUUAAUAGUUCGGUAUAGGCCCGAAUAUUGUUCACGUCUUAACAGCCCUUUUGGAAAUCUCUCUUUGAUUUACAAUUUGCUUCACCAUUUUAUUGUUCCAAUGUUAUUAUUUCGUACAAUACAUGUAUUUCUCACCAGUAUACUUUUAUAACAGGAAAUAUUUUAUGCUAUUGAAAUUUUGAUUAUCAGGUAUGAUGCCGCAAGUCUACACAUGCGUCUGUUACGUAAAAUAUGCUCCGAAAUAAAAACGUGCUCUAUUCUCAGGGUCACAUAUAGAGGGUCA
Messenger RNA from Strongylocentrotus purpuratus (purple sea urchin), 3407 nucleotides. RefSeq names its product NXPE family member 3. Bases 345 to 2111 code for a protein of 588 amino acids. The transcript is spliced from 6 exons. NCBI's taxonomy places the organism in Eukaryota, Metazoa, Echinodermata, Echinoidea, Camarodonta, Strongylocentrotidae. The record is from RefSeq and is a predicted model, not a curated record.